AUGUCUAUCUUCGAUUUAGGAACCGAUGAUCAAAUUAAGGAAUUUAUGCAAGGUGAAGGAAAAAAUAUUAGAAAACCGUAUGUGGAAUUAAGCCGCCGUAUUCCAAACUUCUCUUCUAUACAAUUAUGUAAUAGGUGGAAUUAUAAACUUAAUCCUCGCCGAACGUAA
Funneliformis caledonium is the source of this 168-nucleotide messenger RNA. NCBI's taxonomy places the organism in Eukaryota, Fungi, Glomeromycota, Glomeromycetes, Glomerales, Glomeraceae. The record is from the annotation of a GenBank genome assembly.